This is a messenger RNA of Spodoptera littoralis (African cotton leafworm), 846 nucleotides long. The record is from the annotation of a GenBank genome assembly. Lineage: Eukaryota; Metazoa; Arthropoda; Insecta; Lepidoptera; Noctuidae.
AUGAGCACAACCAACAAGCGGCGCGGAGCUAGCAGUUCCAGUUGUUCUGUCCCUGGCGUGCCUGCACUGGUGAACGCGCCAACCGCCAUGUCUGCCGACCUUGCGUCGCUAUUCGAGUGUCCUGUGUGUUUCGACUAUGUUUUGCCGCCGAUCCUGCAGUGCCAGAGUGGGCACCUGGUGUGCUCCAGCUGCCGUCCCAAGUUGUCGUGCUGCCCGACUUGCCGCGGCCCCCUCGGCAACAUACGUAAUCUUGCUAUGGAGAAAGUGGCCAGCAAUGUUAUGUUCCCAUGUAAACACUCCAACACCGGCUGUACUGUCACCCUGGUGCACACUGAGAAGGCGGAGCAUGAGGAAGCCUGUGAGUUCAGGCCAUAUUCAUGCCCCUGUCCUGGUGCAUCAUGCAAGUGGCAAGGAGGCCUAGACCAAGUUAUGCCACACCUUAUGAUGUCUCACAAAAGUAUUACUACACUCCAGGGAGAAGACAUUGUGUUCCUGGCCACUGACAUCAACCUCCCUGGAGCAGUAGACUGGGUAAUGAUGCAGUCAUGUUUCAAUCAUCAUUUUAUGUUAGUCCUUGAAAAACAAGAGAAGUUUGAUGGACAUCAACAAUUCUUUGCCAUUGUGCAACUCAUAGGAUCUCGGAAGGAAGCAGAAAACUUUGCUUACAGAUUAGAGCUCAAUGGUCAUCGUAGACGACUCACUUGGGAAGCCAUGCCGCGCUCCAUCCAUGAAGGAGUGUCAUCUGCUAUUAUGAAUUCGGAUUGUCUGGUAUUUGACACAUCUCUUGCACAAUUGUUUGCGGAUAGUGGAAACCUCGGAAUAAAUGUCACAAUAUCCAUUGCCUAA